Messenger RNA from Drosophila bipectinata, 1915 nucleotides. Its product is annotated as putative fatty acyl-CoA reductase CG5065. The record is from RefSeq and is a predicted model, not a curated record. Gene Ontology annotation, biological process: long-chain fatty-acyl-CoA metabolic process. NCBI's taxonomy places the organism in Eukaryota, Metazoa, Arthropoda, Insecta, Diptera, Drosophilidae. Gene Ontology annotation, molecular function: alcohol-forming very long-chain fatty acyl-CoA reductase (NADP+) activity. Gene Ontology annotation, cellular component: peroxisome.
CGCCUGCCUGGCCGGGUUCAGUCUUCUUUCGAGCGUCGCAGCGAGCACAUCGAUCUCCAGUCCACCACAUCGUGCUUCGAUUCAGUUCGAGCCACUUGAAAUCCGAUCCGAUCCGAUUCGAGACGAACCGUUUUCCCCGCUGCAAUCGCGUUCGCGAGUGACGUGCCUGCUACAUAAAAUUGCAAACGUUUUAAUUGAGGAGAAUCCCAAACACUCGAGGCAAGAUGACGGUGGAUCUUUCGCCCGUGCAGGAGUACUACAAGGACAAGACGAUCUUCAUUACGGGGGCGUCGGGUUUUAUGGGCAAGGUGCUGCUGGAGAAGCUUCUUUACUCAUGCCACUCCCUGAAGGAGGUGAUCAUCAUCUGCCGGCCAAAGCGCGGCAAGACUCCGGAGACGCGUCUGGAGGAGAUGUUCAAGCUGCCUAUUUUCCAGCGCAUUAGGGACGAAAGGCCCCACAUGCUCAAGAAGGUGUCCAUCUAUCAGGGCGACGUGACCUUCGAUUUACUCGGCUUAAGUGGCGAGAGUCUGAAGCACGUCACCGAAAACACUAAUAUAGUGUUCCACAUGGCGGCCACUCUCAAGCUGGAGGGCAAUCUUCGCGAUGCCAUCGACAUGAACCUGCUGGGCACCCGACGUGCCCUCGACGUGGCCAAGCAGAUGAAGCAGCUGGAGGCGUUCAUCCACCUGUCCACUGCCUUCUGCAACUGCGACCAGGAGGUUAUGUAUGAGAAGGUGUACGAGUUCCCACACAAGCCCGAGGAUCUGAUGCGCCUCGCUGAAUGGAUGGAUGUGAAGACCCUGGACGCCAUAACCCCCGACCUGCUGAAGCCGCACCCCAACACCUACACCUACUCGAAGCGCCUGGCCGAGAUCCUGGUGCGCGACCACUACGAGUCCAUGCCGGUGAUCAUCGCCCGUCCCAGCAUCGUGUCGCCGUCGGCGUACGAACCCGUGCCGGGCUGGGUGGACAACCUAAACGGACCCACCGGCCUGAUGGUGGGCGCCGGCAAGGGCGUCAUCCGCUCCAUGCUGAUCGACACGCGCUACCUAUCCGAGGUUAUCCCGGUGGACUAUGCCAUCAACGGACUUUGCGUGAUUCCGUACCAGUUCGCCCAACUGGCAGAGAGGCCGCCGGAGGUUCCGGUGUACAACAUCACCUGCGCCGAUCACCGCAAGAUGCAGUGGGGUGAGGUGAUCGAGAUGAGCAAGGAGAUCGGCUACCGGUAUCCGAUGGAGGCGGGUCUCUGGUACCCAGACGGAUGCAUCACCACGAACAAGCUGCACCACAACAUAAACGUAAUUCUCUUCCACUGGCUGCCCGCCUACUUCAUCGACUUUAUGCUCCUGAUCCUGGGCCAGAAGCGCUUCAUGGUUCGCGUCCAGAACCGCAUUUCGGUGGGCCUCGAGGUGCUGCAGUUCUUCACUAUGCGCGCCUGGUUCUUUAAGUCGGACGCCUACAUCUCGCUCUGGAACAUUCUGAACGAAGCGGACAAGAAAAACUUCAACAUGGACAUGGACCCCGAGGAGACUGUGCCCAUGUACAUAGAGUCUUGUGUCCAGGGCGGGCGUCAGUACCUAAUGAAGGAGUCUCCGGACAGCCUGCCGCGGGCUCGACUCCAGCUGAAGCUGAUGUACAUCUUGGACCGCGUGUGCAAAACGCUGAUUGUGGGCUCGCUGUGCUACUGGACGUACGGCUUGGUGGCCCGCCUCCUGGGCGUCUGAGCCACUGGACUCCGAGUCCGCACCAUUUCCACUUCUCAUUCGCGCGCAUUUCCCAAUCAAUCUUCGCUUAUGUUCGCUUGGGGGCUGAAGACUUCGGGGCUCUUGACGAGGUCUCGGAUAUCUGGUUUUCAUUUCUAAUUUAAGUGAUUAUCCAUGUUUCAUGUGUGCAAUAAAAGCAGCAGUAAACACCA